GGCAAAUAGGCUUGUGCCACCUUAUUAGUAUAAGUACUAACUCCUUUUGCAGAUCAACCCUGAGCAUUUCACUUUCACCUUGACCCUGUUUCUUAAACACUCACGUCUAUCACACAUUCUUUGAGACUAUAAGUAUGGGUACCGCAUCGAAGAUUAUAUCUGUGAUAUUUCGCGUUGGCGAACUUGUCUGCGCAUCUAUUGUCACUGGCAUCUUAGGGUACUACCUAUCCAUUCUCGAUGAUGCUGAUGUACCCGAUGACGGUCGUAUUGUUUACGCGGUGGCUAUCGGCGGCAUCAGCAUAUUCUUUUCACUCGUCCUGAUUCCUCCACUACGAUAUUCAUUCUGGGCUUUCCCCCUUGACUUUGCCCUUUUCAUCUGUUGGAUGGUUGCCUUUGGUCUGCUAACCAAUCGUACCGGGACGCAAGGUUGUGAUUCCGUCUGGUACUGGAACACAUGGGGCUACUACUGGGGUGGAUGGUGGCGCACUGUUCCUGUUACUCGAAUCUCCCCAGUACUUGUUGGUUAUGGAAGUUGCUCGUCCUGGCGAAGCAGCCUUGCUUUCAGCUUCAUCGGUGGAAUGAUCUGGCUUGGGAAUGCACUCCUGGGUCUCUACGUGUCCUCCAGUUCUCGCAAAGAUCCUGCUCCAGAAGACUUCGAAUCAUCAUCACAGCCACAAAUGAAGGAGAGUGAGAACCCAGCGGCAGUUGAACAAUCUUAGGGGUGGAUUAGAGAGGAGGAAGGGUAAUUAGCUCUACUAGCAUUGAUUAUCUACCAAUUCCUUAGCCAUAAAGUGCCAGGAAAUUACUUUGAUCCCUAUCGAAUCGCCACAAACAGACUCACGAGUAGUUUCAGCGUUUAGGUUGAGUAAACAUACCCCGGGAUGCCUUCGACGUAUGGCUUUACACUCUUGAUGAUUAAAGGGGACGUAUGUGGUGUAGCUGGCCAGGCUAGUCGGCGUGCAGAGGGUAGAUAGAAGCUGUCAAUUAUAAAUGCGUCACGUUGGGAUCAGUACCUGUCGAUUUGAUUUCCUAUCUUUGGUCCCUUUGAGAAGUCGGUUU
Exophiala mesophila is the source of this 1059-nucleotide messenger RNA. RefSeq lists its product as uncharacterized. The transcript has 4 exons. The record is from RefSeq and is a predicted model, not a curated record. Gene Ontology annotation, cellular component: membrane. Bases 135 to 719 code for a protein of 194 amino acids. Lineage: Eukaryota; Fungi; Ascomycota; Eurotiomycetes; Chaetothyriales; Herpotrichiellaceae.